Trifolium pratense (red clover) is the source of this 745-nucleotide messenger RNA. RefSeq names its product heavy metal-associated isoprenylated plant protein 16-like. The transcript is spliced from 3 exons. The coding region runs from base 116 to 478 and encodes 120 amino acids. Lineage: Eukaryota; Viridiplantae; Streptophyta; Magnoliopsida; Fabales; Fabaceae. The record is from RefSeq and is a predicted model, not a curated record.
AUUAAACACUUUCCUAUUACACUAAACAUAAACCUCUCUUCUUGCUAAUCCACUUCUUUUUACAGCUAUUAUUAUAAGUCCAUUUAUUUAUACAUAGAUCUUUCUCAUAUCCAUCAUGACCAAGCAAAAGAUAGUGAUCAAGAUGUCUUUGAACGACCAAAAAUCAAGGUCCAGAGCCAUGAAGAUUGCAGUUGGAGUCUCAGGAGUGGAAGGAGCAACUAUACAAGGAGAUAACAAGGAUCAAAUAGAAGUAACUGGAGAAGGGGUGGACUCAGUUAGACUGACAUCUCUGCUAAGAAAGAGAUUUUGUCAUGCAGAAUUGGUGAGUGUUGGUGAUGUGGGAAAGCCAGAGGAAAAGAAAGAAGAAAAAAAAGAUGAAACUAAAGUAGAAGCAAUUGUGGCAUGGCCUUAUAAUUAUAGUGUACCUCAUUACCCUGUGUAUCAAAUAAGGAAUGACCCUUCUUGUUCCAUCAUGUAAAUUAAUGUCAUCAUCAACAAUAUGCAUGCAUACUAAAGAAUGAAAACAGAGGAAAACAUAGAGCUACUAGAGAGUAGAUUUUGGAGUGACAAAACUUCAUUUUUAAGUGAUUGGUUUUGAUUAAAAAUAAAUUAAAUUUCAAGUAAUUGGUAUUUUUGGUUUUGAUUAAAAUUAAAUUAAAUUUCAAGUGAUUAGUAUUUUGAUGUAUUUAUAUAAAAGUGAAUUAUAAAUAUAAAUUUUGGAGGCAAAAAUUCAAACUCUGUAUAA